UCUUAAACAACAACAAAGCCAGGCUUAAGUCCUACACCCUUGAGAUGCCAGCGCUGGAGCAGCAGAGACAGGCAGGACCCCUGAGGCCAAUCAGUCUAGCUCACUUACAAGUUCCAGGCCAAUGAGGGACCUGGACUCAUAGGCCUGGGCUACCGCACCCGGGUUUAUGUGUCGCUUGUGUAGGCUAGCCAAGCACACUACCAAUUUAGCUACACUCUAGCCCCUAAUGGGCUCCCUUUUAAAUGUACACUGGUGUUUUAAAGGCUCUGAGAUGUCCUACAAGACCCUGAAUGUUUCAUUUUGAUGAGGCCAGCAUUCCAUUUCCUCUAGAUUCUUAGGCAGGCUUGAGGAUGGAGCAGGAUUGCGCUGUGGCGGAGAGGCAAAGACCUGACGUUUGCACCAGUCAUAGGUCCGAGCCCACUCUAGACCUUGGGCAUGUUUCCUGAGCCUCUUGCUCAGGCUCACUGUGAGCAUUAAAGAAUCAGAUGAGCUCCUGCUACACAGACUGGCUCCUAGUUAAGCACAGGCUCCUUCUUGACAGCCUGGCCCCCUUCUCCGAGUCCAGACCGGCGCAUCCCAGGCUCCAGGUGUAGCACAGAUGCAGCAAUGGGGGCUCGGGGCUGGGGGGAUCUUGGCUGGAUUUCUCCUUGGUGACGGCAGCUGAUGCCCCUUGGGAAUCUUGCUUGCUCCAGAACGAUGGAAAACAGAAACACCCAGAUACACCCAAAGAACAAGGAGGAGACUCCAGCGGUCCAACCAAGUCCUGGCCUGAGUUCCACCACAAAGAAGACUGAUUUGGAGUCCACUGUGUCAGGCAGUCAGGGGGGGCUUGCAGAUGCCGAGGAAAAGGACAACAAAAAGCAGCCUGUAGCUCCCACAGAACCAAAGAGGGAGCUCCAACACACAGGGUCAUCCCAGGAGGGGCCAGGGGAACUUGAAACCCAGGAGCAGAGGCCCUCAUCAAGACCAGGGUGAUCAUCUUGGGCAACCGAGGAAGGGCCGAGGGAUCUGCAAGCCGGCCAGAAACAAGCCCAGCCUGACGGGGAGUGUGUGACCUCUGAAGAGCAGCCACAGCCAACCAUGCAAACCAAGGACCAGCAGGAGAGGUGGCAGAGCACCGAGGCCAAAGAGAUUCAUCCCACCACCGAGAGCUGCCAGGCUCUGAAUCUCCCCACUCAGGGCAACACGGAUCAACAUUUGGAAAAGCCAUGCACCUCGGACAGCAGGAGUCAGCCACUAGAGGAUGACCCCCUCAGUGAAGCAGGCCUAUCAGAGGUCAGGUUGCAGGAGCCCAUGCCAACACCCAGCUCAGGGACACACAAGAACAGCUCCCAGGAGGCAGUGCCCCCCAAACCCACGGCGACUGCAGAAGAAAAGAAGGCCCCUCCCAUCUUGAGAUCUGCACCAGGACCUCGAACACACAAAGAGGGAGGUGAAGCUGUGGAGACCAAGGCAGCACCAAGGCCUCUUCCUCCACCACCAUCUCAAACCCCCCCCCCACCUCCAGAGUUAAGAGACACUGUUGAGAAGAAGGAGCCGGGCCAAGGGCAGAAGCACCGACACCAGGCUUCGGCAGCUGCAGGCACCCAGGGCCCUGGGAACCCUCGUCGGGGCUUCAUGAAGUGCCUGCUGGAGGUGGAGGAGCAGGAGGAAGCCACCCAUCGGAGGACUUUAAAAACCCGGACUCUGACAACCCGGAGGUCCCCCAGGACCCUGACUUCUGUCCCCACCUCAGGCCCCAUCAGCAGCUCAGUCCCAACCUUGCCUCUGACCCUGCUUGAGCCCUCCACCUCAGCUCCAGCGACUGUCCCACUGUGGGCCAGACCACCAGCCCAUGGGCAAGCCCCUGCCUCUGUAGGAUCCCCUGGCUCAGUCCUGUCAGCCCCCACCCAGGACCUGAGCUGGAGAUGGCCAGAGUUCUUACCCCAGAGCAAUGAGAGAACCCUGAACUAUGCCAAGACACGGCAGGAGCCAGAAGAGCAUGGCCUCUUCAAACUGUAUCAGAGCUGGGAGGAGCGGUCUGAGGAGCACCUCACCCUGAAGCAAGAGGAAGCCUUCCGCAGCUACUUUGAGAUCUUCAACGGCCCUGGUGAGGUUGAUGCGAGAAGCCUCAAGAACAUCUUGCUCCUAAUCGGCUUCACCCUUACCCCAAGCCAGGUGGAAGAAGCCCUGAUGAGUGCCGAUGUCAAUGGAGAUGGUCAUGUGGAUUUCAAAGACUUCUUGGCAGUGAUGACAGACACCAAACGCUUCCUCUGCUCUGUGGAACAGAAUGUCCUGAUGGAUAUGUCGCCCCCGAACCCCUACACACUGUUCUUUGAGAUCCUCUCUCUGCUGGUGGAAAUGCUGGCCCUGCCGGAGGUGGCCCUAGAGGAGAUCACGAACUACUACCAGAAGAAGCUGAAGGAAGGCACCUCCAAGACCCGAGAGACAGAAUCGAAUAUGGGCGGGCUGCGAUCAAGGAAGAAACUUCCUUACAAUGCUCAGCAGCAAGCAGACAGCUUGGAGGUCCCAGAACGAAGGGUCCUCAGGAUCCUGGGCCGGCUGAAGCAGCAGAACUAUGCUGCCAAUCUGCAGAGCCCCUAUGCCCAGGUGCCCUGCAUCCCACUCUGCCCGAGGCUGGAGAAGAAGACGGUCCGUCGAAAGCAGGGUAGCCAUAACCAUCCUGUGCUGGAUCAGUGUGUCUCUACAAGCUUGGGCCCUGACCUCCAUGGCCUCCUCUUUCAGUCAGGACAGCAAGGAAGCAGGGAACACAACUCUGACAGCAGAAAAUGGCUUAGCUCCGUGCCAGCCCGAACCCACUGAUCAUCUGGAAUCCUGGCUCCAGAAGUUCAAGGCUUAAAGACAGCUGGGCCGUGGGGCAGGGCCUGGCUUUGGGAGUUUGCUUUCAUGGCCUGGUAAGCCAAUAAACACCAAGAACUUCAGCCUCUGUAUUUGAUGUUAGUGAAGGCCCCACUUUUCACCACCCUGUAUGACUUACAGAGCUCUAGCAUGCCCCCAGGUUUGAGUCUGAGGCAGGACUCACCGAAACUCUGUCUGGGGGAGUUGGGGCUUCCUACUGCAGCGGCCCCUGUCUCCCCACUCAAGACUUGGGAGCCCUACAGUGGCCGGCUUAAGCCAAGUACCCCAGAAAGCCUCAGCCUCUGAAAGGAGCUGGCCUCUAAAGAGCAGGAACCCCCCCGCCCCCCAGGGCUGGACAAGCAACCACAGUAUGAUAGGAAGCCAGAAAUGAGGACAAAUGUCUGACAAGUUUAAAACAUGUAUUUAAAAUACAAUUUAUAAAAUGCUUAAUCUGCCGACUCAGGAGCCCGAGGUGGGGGUUAGGGUGGGGAGCUGCCCGCUACACCAGCAGAGCGAGACUGCAGGGUGCGGCCCUCCCUCCAGUCCCUUCUGUACAGAUGCCCAAGGAUCCCCCCUGGGGUCAUGUGACCAGAAGCAGGACCCCAGAGGUUUUCUUGAGUCUCUGCUCACCAGGGAGACUGGAUGCAGCCCUGCCGGCCCAUCCCUGAGCAGAGCACCCCCAGAUGGGGCAGAGCAGGGUAUGGCAGGGCAGGACAGGGCUGGGCGGGACAGGUGGGCUCUGGAAGGGGCUGAUGGCAGCAGAUAGGGUGUUGCCUCCUGCCUGCAGGUGGGGAGCACCCUGACUGAGGGGACUGAGAAGGGCUGGUCACCAGACCUGGACCCCCAGCUCCUUUGGUUAUAGGCUGACAUCAGAGUAGUGGCUCAUGGGAAGCGGUUAGCUGGAAGGGCUGAGGCCUGGCUUCUGGGGUCCAGGAAGAGCUGGGGGAACGGACAGGACCAUGAAGGCAGACAAAGGGGCAGCAGCCUCAGGUCCUGCCCCGCAUCCCCCUGGGGAUUUCCAAGCCAAAGCCUGCAACUUACUUAGACAGCAAGAAAGAAAGAAAGAAAAAGGGGAAAAAAGCACUUAUGGAGUUAAAGACAACUACAGAAAAAAAAAGGGAGAAACACACACACACACACAAAAAAAAAAAAAAAAACACAAAAACACACAAAAUCCAAACCGUUUCCCACGCCCCCAACCUCCCCCAAUACCAGUCUGUUUUCCUUCUUUCUUUCUUUCCUCUCGCUCAUUGCGCCAGCCACCUCUCCAUCUAGGAGGCCAAAUGCAAGACUGCUGGUGGGCAGGCACACGUACACUGCGGGCAGGGCCGCCUUUGGCCAGAGUGAGACGGGAGAGCCACCCUGCAAGCUCUCAACAUACAGACCCCAGCUGCCCUUAGCUCCUACUAGAGGGGCAGGGCAAGCAGGGUUUCUGCAUCCUUCUCCAAAGAAAGGACAGUCUGUCCUCCAACCAGAAACCACUAGCCCCUGUGGGUGGGCCCUAGACUACAAGCUAGUAGCCAACUCCCUUCCUACCCACUCCUGGGGUGGCCAACCCUGUCGCUGAGGCUCUGCUCCAGCUCACUCACAGAAGCCCCUGGUUUCAGGUAGGUCUAGGGCUGUGUUAUGGAAGAGACUCUUCCUAAGGGGAAGAUGUGGGCCAUCACUACAGGGCAUAAGCCAGGGGGACCGAAGGUGGUGGGAUCCUGCAAAACUCAGCUCAUCACCUUGGCCACCAUAGCUGCCCUAAUCCCACACCACACCACCCACUCCCAAACCUGUGUGCUGGCCAGGAGAGGGGAGGCCAUCAGGCUGGCUGAGGGAUAAGGCGAAGUGCAUGAAAGACUAUGAAGCCUGAGAGCACCCAGUGGGACACAGCUGCCCUCUCAAGCCUCUCCCCAUCAGGAGCCAAAGCCAAUCUCUAGGCUUGGGGACAGAAAUGGCCUUCAUACCAGCCUCGUUCUGAUAAGAAGGGAUAGGUCAGCCAAGGCCUCUGAGAAACCUGUCGACCAUCUGCCUCUGCAAUGCCAAGUUUUUCUUCUUCCAACUCUCCAACUGCUCUAUUCCUACGGUACUCAUUUCACUUGGGAAAUGUACCAGGUAUAGUUUCUGAGCCAGGGCCAUCAACAAAUGUGGCACGCCACAGGUCCUUAAGCGUUCCAGUCUUGCUGGAAGGGACAGGCCUAGCUAUCUUCUGACCAGAGCAGCAAAGGCCUGGAGUUGCGAGCCAGACUCUCCUGGGCUUGUACUGACAGCAAACACUGGACAAGUGCCACCACUGCCUGCUUCUGAGCCCGGAGUGCGGUCUCCUCCCCGACGCUCCCUGCCCUGCCUGCCUCUAGAAACAGCAAACCCGGCUGGUAGGGAGCCACCCUGAGGGGUAUGGGAAGGGGAAGUCUAUCACUUUCCCCAUCUCCCACAAUACUAGAGGUGAGGUUGGCACCCUCCCCCAGGCUCUGAGCUGUCUCUAGGCAACUUAGCUGGGACUUAGCUGGAGGAAGUGAUAUAGGCACAGUGCUCGUCUACUGGGGACUCCGGAGCCCCGCCUUUUCUGGGCGGCAGUAGGAAGACAGAAGCUAAGCUCACCAAAAUCCUAUUGGUUAAUGUUUCUAGCAGAUUUCCUAGAAACAUCUUUAAGUGACUACCAAACUACCCUUUCUCAAUUAAAAAUUCAUUAAACUGCUAAAACUCUUUCCAUGCACUUUUUCUUGCAAAUCAGAUAUUUGUAUAAACAAAAAUAGGAAGAAAAAAAAAAGGAAAGGAUAUUUUCAA
Molecule: messenger RNA, 5610 nt
Organism: Peromyscus californicus insignis
Lineage: Eukaryota; Metazoa; Chordata; Mammalia; Rodentia; Cricetidae
Gene: Spata21
Product: spermatogenesis associated 21
Exons: 15
Molecular function (GO): calcium ion binding
Source: RefSeq, a predicted model, not a curated record